Ceratina calcarata is the source of this 372-nucleotide messenger RNA. RefSeq lists its product as uncharacterized. Lineage: Eukaryota; Metazoa; Arthropoda; Insecta; Hymenoptera; Apidae. Bases 1 to 372 code for a protein of 123 amino acids. The record is from RefSeq and is a predicted model, not a curated record. The transcript is spliced from 3 exons.
AUGGCUGUACGAUUAACACCACCAGAUGCAAUACGUACAUUAUACGCCAUUCAAUGUGUUACAAAAGAUUUAAAACCCUCUCAGUCUUCUUAUUGUAUGAAUACUCAAGAAAUGUAUAAAUUAGGGAAUUUUAGGAGUAUAGUUCAUGGGGCAAGAAAAUCACCCACAGAUUCGAUACGUUGUAAAUCGUCAGGCACAGGAGAUCGAAACCAAAAUCCGAAAGAGCGAAAUAAUACAUCAAGCGAUAAUGCAUUGGUUCACAAAGUUCAUCCAGGCGAUCGCCCUAUACGUAAUAACGUUCAAGAACGAGCAAAAUGUACCGAACUCGAUGACAUAUUAGCAAAAUGGAACGUUUACAAACCAAGAAAAUAA